UGAAUGCGGGGUCCGGGGAGAGCGGAUAUAGUGAAUGCGGGGUCCGGGGAGAGCGGAUAUAGUGAAUGCGGGGUCCGGGGAGGCCGGAUAUAGUGAAUGCAGGGUCCUGGGAGACCAGAUAUAGUGAAUGCAGGGUGCGGGGAGAGCGGAUAUAGUGAAUGCAGGGUCCUGGGAGACCAGAUAUAGUGAAUGCAGGGUCCGGGGAGAGCAGAUAUAGUGAAUGCAGGGUCUGGGGGAGAGCGGAUAUAGUGAAUGCAGGGUCCGGGGAGACCGGAUAUAGUGAAUGCAGGGUCCGGGAGACCGGAUAUAGUGAAUGCGGGGUCCGGGGAGACCAGAUAUAGUGAAUGCGGGGUCCUGGGAGACCAGAUAUAGUGAAUGCAGGGUCCGGGGAGAACGGAUAUAGUGAAUGCAGGGUCCAGGGAGA
This is a messenger RNA of Staurois parvus, 424 nucleotides long. NCBI's taxonomy places the organism in Eukaryota, Metazoa, Chordata, Amphibia, Anura, Ranidae. The record is from the annotation of a GenBank genome assembly.